CGGUCUAAGGGACUACGCGAUUGAUGACAGUGUAGAACAUAUGGGGCGUCACCGGGCUUGUAGUUUUUAAUGGAUGACUUUGUGUAUUUUCCUCAAAACACCGGGAAGUGAGUGAGGUUUCGCCGGUCCCGCUCAAAGAUGGCGGGAGGUCCCCAGCUGAUGCUUUAUCUUCAUUGUGGGAUCAGCAUAGUCCUAUGUUUCUCGGCUCACAUGAACAUGCAUGGGAAGAUAGAGUUUGACGACGAGGAGGAAGGCAACGGCACCUCCCUGUUUGACCUUCUCAAGGGCAACCCUCUCCACGAGGUCAGCGGCUACUGGGUGUUCAACGAGUCCGACAUCUCCAAGUACGAGGACGUUGACCUGCACAAACUAUUUCAACUACCUGGUAUGAAGGCCAACGCCAUUGACACCCCCACCACUUCGUCUACUAGAGCUACUACUAGGAGGACUACCACGUCCACCCCUUCCCCCACCACCGCUCCGUCACAGCUGCCUGUGUUUGACACUGAUGUCAUCACUAACGUAUCAGCACCACUGGGCGGAACUGCUUUUCUGCACUGUAAAGUGCGAUAUCUGACUGCAAGAACGGUUUCAUGGGUUCGCCGAAGAGACUGGCACAUCCUCAGUUCAGGGUUGAUGACCUACACGAACGAUGACAGGUUCACGGUGCUCCACGCAGACAACUCUGAGGAUUGGCAUCUUCAAAUCAAGUUUGUCCAAAAGAGAGACAAUGGAACUUAUGAGUGUCAGGUCUCAACAGGUGUUGGUACAAUAUCACAUUACUACCACCUUCACGUAGUCACUCCCAAGGCUUACAUAGAGGGGAACGGAGAAUACCAUAUUGGGGAGGGGAGCACCAUACAACUCGUUUGUAUCGUCGAAAAUAGCCCGUCACCACCCCAGUACGUGUUCUGGUACCACAACGAGCGUAUGAUCAACUACGACACAGAGAGAGGAGGUGUGGAGGUGAACACAGAGGUUAUAGGAGACAACACACAGAGCACUCUGACAGUGAGUCAUGCUACCUCAGCUGACACAGGCAACUACACGUGUCGAGCCCCCAACACAGCGUUUGACACCAUAUAUGUCUUCGUGUCCAAGGUGAGUCAUGCUACCUCGGCUGACACAGGCAACUACACGUGUCGAGCCCCCAACACAGCGUUUGACACCAUAUAUGUCUUCGUGUCCAAGGCUGACACAGGCAACUACACGUGUCGAGCCCCCAACACAGCGUUUGACACCAUAUAUGUCUUCGUGUCCAAGGGUAGGUAUUGUGUAGACAACACACAGAGUACUCUGACAGUGAGUCAUGCUACCUCAGCUGACACAGGCAACUACACGUGUCGAGCCCCCAACACAGCGUUUGACACCAUAUAUGUAUUCGUGUCCAAGGGCAACUACACGUGUCGAGCUCCCAACACAGCGUUUGACACCAUAUAUGUCUUCGUGUCCAAGGGUAAGUAA
This is a messenger RNA of Macrosteles quadrilineatus (aster leafhopper), 1464 nucleotides long. RefSeq names its product hemicentin-2-like. The transcript is spliced from 10 exons. Gene Ontology annotation, cellular component: neuron projection membrane. Lineage: Eukaryota; Metazoa; Arthropoda; Insecta; Hemiptera; Cicadellidae. Gene Ontology annotation, biological process: synapse organization. The coding region runs from base 139 to 1464 and encodes 441 amino acids. The record is from RefSeq and is a predicted model, not a curated record.